Molecule: messenger RNA, 1143 nt
Organism: Theobroma cacao (cacao)
Lineage: Eukaryota; Viridiplantae; Streptophyta; Magnoliopsida; Malvales; Malvaceae
Gene: RSL4
Product: root hair defective 6-like 4
Biological process (GO): regulation of transcription by RNA polymerase II
Cellular component (GO): nucleus
Molecular function (GO): DNA-binding transcription factor activity, RNA polymerase II-specific; RNA polymerase II cis-regulatory region sequence-specific DNA binding; protein dimerization activity
Source: RefSeq, a predicted model, not a curated record
AUGGAGUCACUCGCAGCUUUUCCUGAUGGAGAAUGGGACUCCUUUAACCGAAUGUUCUCCACCGAAGAGCUUGAUUUCACACAGCAAAUUCUUCAUCAGUUUUCUUUCCCUAUGGAGCAUGAUGAGGGAUUGAGCUUCAUAAAUUCAUCGACUUUUUGUCCGAUUCCUGAAGGCACUAUGAGCAUUGCUGGUGUCACUGAGAGUUUGUCAUAUUCUUCCAACGCUAUUGACUCUACUUUUCACUACAAUUCUCAGGAAAGUAGUCAAAGUAGCAAUUCUAGCGGCAGUGUCUUUGUUUCCCCUCCAAAUCUUGAAACCUACUGCCUUAGUGGUUCUAAUCAUGUUGCUGUAACAAAUGACAUCACCAUGUCCUUGGAUAUGUCAAUGGAUAUUGGCGGGGUAGGUGAUAAAAUUACAGGCUCAUUUCCCCCAGUAUUCCCAAACCUUGCAAGGGAAGACACUGUUAAUGUCAUUGAAGAUUUGAGCACUGACAGCCUAGGGAAAUUAUUAGAUGCGAGCCACCCAUCAGCUAAUACUGUGCUUGCUAACGAAUUGCUACUCAAGAGGAAGUUUGACGUGCUGGAAUUGCAUGCUGAAGGAGAUAAAAUGAUCAUCAAUAGCAAUUCAUCUGAGAAUGCAAAGAGAAGACCGCGGGUCUCAAAAGAUGCAUCGAAAGUUUAUAAGAAUGUGCAGUCAAAGAAAAACCGCAAGAUCAGUUUAAAUGGCAAUGAAGGAGAGAGUAACAUUGGUUCGGAUGGACAGAGUUCUAGCACCUGUAGUUCAGAGGAUGACAUUGUUUCUCAGGACACUAAUGGGGUGGCAACCUCAGAUUCCAAAGCUUCUCCAGCUCUUAACUUGAAUGGAAAGACAAGAGCUAGCAGAGGGUCAGCAACCGAUCCCCAGAGCCUUUAUGCAAGGAAAAGAAGAGAAAGGAUUAAUGAGAGAUUGAGAAUUUUACAGAACCUUGUGCCCAACGGAACAAAGGUUGAUAUCAGCACAAUGCUUGAAGAAGCUGUUCACUAUGUGAAGUUUUUGCAGCUCCAAAUCAAGCUUUUAAGUUCCGAUGAUCUGUGGAUGUAUGCUCCCAUUGCUUACAAUGGCAUCGAUAUCGGUCUUAACGAGAAAAUCUCCACACUUCUAUGA